Molecule: messenger RNA, 3984 nt
Organism: Liolophura sinensis
Lineage: Eukaryota; Metazoa; Mollusca; Polyplacophora; Chitonida; Chitonidae
Product: syndetin-like
Biological process (GO): endocytic recycling; retrograde transport, endosome to Golgi
Cellular component (GO): EARP complex
Molecular function (GO): SNARE binding
Source: RefSeq, a predicted model, not a curated record
CGGAAACCUGUCAACUGUUGGGUUCUCGAAUCGUUGACUUGAUUGCUCAAAGUUAAACAUUCUCCAAAUUCUACAAUGACAGGCGUCAGGUGAAACAUCUAAAAAUGGAUUUGAAGAAAAAGCUCAUAUCUUUCAUCAGUCGGCAGGACUCAGCCAAGUCUCCUGUUGAUGAUGAUGUGAGCAGCCUCCAACUGUCAGCUGAUCCAGCUCUGACCAAGUUCAAGGAACAUAUCAACGAGUACCCGAAUGACCCACAGGCAGAUAGAGAGGUCAUUGAGAGUAUCGAGACUGUGUACUACAAUGACGAGACGUUUGACGCCAGCGAGUAUGAGCUCAACAAACUGCCAGAGACACUGGAGAUGGUGGAAAUUAACAAAGAUCGAGAGAGAUUACGACGACAACAUCAAGCGGUCUCUAAAAAGGUGUCAGAGUUAGUGCUACAGAACCAUCCUGCCUAUAACACAGAGCUUCAGAGGGUGAUGGAGUUACAAAAGGCUCUACAAAGUGCCAGUGUCAUUUGUGCUAACGGGCGCAGACAUUUAGACAGGGCUAAGACCGGUUUUACCACAGCCAGUUUGGGAUUGUUGGCUAACUACAGAAAAAGGCAGCAACUACAAGGUCUACUCAAGUCCCUCAGGACCAUCAAAACACUGCAAAGCACAGAAAUUAGGCUACGGGAGAUGUUAGAGGAGGAAGAUUAUGCUGGGGCCAUUCAGUUAUGCCUGGAGUGUCAGAAAGCAGCCAGCACAUUCCGUCACUUUAAAUGUAUCAGUGAGCUCAAUGCUAAGCUGCAGGACACCCUGGAGAUGAUAGAGGAGCAGUUGGAUGUGGCCUUAUCACGGACCUGUACAAACUUUGACCACGUGCAUUACAGCAAAGUGCAAACAGCAUACAGGAUGCUGGGAAAAACACAGACUGCCAUGGACCAGCUGCACAUGCAUUAUGCCAGCGCUAUCCACAACACUGCGUUCACCAUCGUCCUGGGCUAUGUAGAGUUGUGCGCUGGCCACAUGCAAGCCAACUUCCAGAAGAGACAGUAUCCAGACUUGUGCAAGUUUAUCACAGGUGAAGUGUUCAUUCCUUGCUUGAUCGGGUUGUGCAAAGCAUUAUGGGAAGUGAUGAAGAGCUAUCACAUGACCAUAGAGUGGCAUGAAGGGCUGCUCAGCGAGGCAGAGACGUUGGGCAGUAAUGUUGAAGCGACAUUUAACCGUCAUUACAUCAAGCAGAAGCUUGAGCAUGGGUUAGGCCGAAUCUGGCAAGAUGUCCAGCAGAAAGUCAAGACCUACAUCCUGGCCACUGACCUCUCCAGCUUCAAGUUUGACGAGUUUAUUCAGGUGUUAGAUCUCGUCAACAGGUUGAUUCUGAUUGGUGAGGAAUUUUGCGGGAGUAAAUCUGAAGGCCUACAGGACUCACUGAAGCGACAGAGCCUGAAUUAUUUCCGUAAUUACCACCGGGCGAGGAUGGAGGAGCUGAGGAUGUUCCUGGAGAAUGAAGGCUGGGAGAUUUGCCCAGUCAAAUCCAACUUCACUAUACUACAACUUCUUGAAUUCCGUUUUAUGAGGAAUUGGUCUGAUCCCUCCAAACCCUCUACUGUCAACGGUCUCGGGGCUAGCACGCCAUCCAAGUCCUCAAACACAAUGGCUACAACGACGACCGUGACAGUACCUGAUAGCGCCAUGUCCAUGCCUACGUCCACGUCCAAACCUGAAAACGGCUACUUCCAAAAAUUCAAAGGUGACGGGAAUCCUUUUGAUAUCCAAAAAGAUGAGGAAGAGCAUGAGGACGUCUUGGCUACCAAUGGGAUGGAUGAUUCUGGUUUUGGGUACAAAGACGACAGCGAUUCAGAUUCUGACGUUCCCGAUGAACUCAAGCAGGAAUUUAUUGAUGAACUGGCAGGGGAGACCACUCCUGCUAAAAGGAGCCUGAAGAAGUUAUCAAGAAGUCGAAGCAAUUUCCGGCCUGCCCCAAUCAUAACCAACACAACCCUGAAUGUAGUACGAGUGUUUGGUAAAUACAUGCAGAUGAUGACCUACCUGAAGCCAAUUGCCUUUGAUGUUAUCUUGUGUAUGUCCCAGCUGUUUGACUACUAUCUCUACACAGUUUACACAUACUUUGGUACAGAUUUGCCGGAGCUGAAUUCUCUCAUCCUUAGCAACCGAACCAAAAUUACGCUGCAGAGGAUAGAAGACAGUCUGAUUAUGUCCGAUAAUGUGGCAGAGCAGGCCGCCCGGGAAACAGUGACGAUACAGGGUGACAAGAUGCCACCCCCUCAGCUGUCCUCAAUUACUGGCCUGAUGACCCCCGACAGACUGUAUGGCCUUGCUGAGCGGGUUGUCGCUGCAGAAUCUCUAAUGUUCCUGGCUGCACAGUUUGAGUUUCUCCACCCACAUCUGGACGCCAUGAUCCCACCCAAUAAAAAAGCUUUCCUGCAUCAGUUCUACUCACAGACAGUGGAAAUGUGUCAUGAACUCAGGCGGCCCAUCUACGGCUCAGUGGCCGCGCAGGCCAUAGACUACGACAAGCUUCAGCAACUCAUGUCGGCAGUCAAGUGGGAUGUCAAGGAGAUCAUGUCGCAGCACAAUGUUUAUGUCGAUGUCAUUCUCAAGGAGUUUUCGAGCUUUGAGAAGCGAAUGGUAGAGAUCCUGAAACAGGUGCCCCUCCCUAAGGCCGUCCACGACACCCUGUGGGAACAGUGUGUGAGGAUUGCUAACAGGACCUUUGUGGAAGGGUACGCCAGCGCUAAGAAGUGUACUAACGAAGGGAGAGCACUGAUGCAGCUGGAUUUCCAGCAGUACAUUACCAAGCUGGAAAAGCUCACAGAUGUCAGGCCUUUACCUGACCGAGAUUUCGUGGAGUCGUACAUCAAGGCCUAUUACCUGCCCGAGGCACAGUUAGAACAGUGGGUGAGGGAACAUAAGGUAUAUUCACCGAAGCAGUUGAUAGCUCUUGUGAACUGUAUAGACCACAUCAGUAAAAAGGCACGCCAGCGACUGACCAACAUUGUAGAAGAAUUGGACAAGCCUCGCAGAUGAUAGACCCAGCAGAUUACGUCUUCUAAUUACAUGUAAGCUGUGGUGUUAAUGACAGGAUUAGAACCUUAUAAUCCAGGUCUUAAUCCAGGUCUUAAUCCAUGUAAUCAGCCUAAAGAUCACUUGGACAAACUCUGAUGUUAAGAAAGGAAUCCUAGAUACAUUUUACAAUGAUACGGAAGGUUAGGUGUAAAGAGUUCAUCUUGGUGAGGUCUGUUGUUGUUGACCUAUCCACACAUGGGUUAGCAUGCGACAUCCCAGAAUUCACAGGUAAAUGACCAGGUGUGAAGAGUUGACUUAUAUAUGAAGGUGUUCAUGUGUUGAUCACCACCUGGCAUUUUAGACCUUGAAAUAUACACCUGUACUAAUCAGGCAAAACACCAACUGUACCACUUUUGUGUUUAUACAUUGAUUGGUACACAGCAUUUUAGACCUUGAAAUACACACCUGUACUAUUUCCAGGUCCACCUAAUCAAGCAAGAAAACGAGGUACAAAGCGUUAACUUUGGUGUUCAUAUGUUGUUUAGCAAGGGUACAUUCUGUAAAAUCCUGAUGUAUAAGACCGUCCUAUUCCGCUGAAAGUUUCUCAUAGCGCAGAAAGUCUUGAGUGCAAGCUGGUGAUCAUACAUAUAGGUUCACCCUGUUGGUUGUAGUACAAGCAACUGAUCACUGUUUGUGAAUCUAAUACAUUUAGUUUGUGUAAUUAUUUACUUAGUUGUAUGAGAAUUACACAUUUGAAAUUUGUUAUUUAUUUAAAUAUUUAUUUGAUUGGUGCUUUACACCCAACUCAAGAUUAUUUCACUUAUAUAACAGUGGCUAGCAUUAAUGUUUGUGGGAGGAAACUGCCCAGGGGGAAACCACGACCAUCCGCAGGUUGCUGGCAGACCACACGUAUUCCCACGUAUGGCCGGAGAGGAAGCCAGCAUGAUCUGGACUUGAACUCAAAGCGACCCAC